This is a messenger RNA of Neospora caninum, 2169 nucleotides long. RefSeq lists its product as hypothetical. NCBI's taxonomy places the organism in Eukaryota, Apicomplexa, Conoidasida, Eucoccidiorida, Sarcocystidae. The record is from RefSeq and is a predicted model, not a curated record. The transcript has a single exon. The coding region runs from base 1 to 2169 and encodes 722 amino acids.
AUGGUGUCAGGGACGUGGCAUUAUCUGGUGCUGUUCACCGUUGUAAUACUGCGUUUCGGUGAGACGGCUGUCUGGGGCCUUCGGUACCAAGGGGCCGACGACUGGAACUCACUAGCGGCCGACGCGCCUCAUGUCGCCUCAGAGCCGGCAGAGAGUGGCAAUGCAGCCUCUUGGGCACUCCAGUCUUUUUUUCAAGCUUCCACAGGCAAAGCGGCCAAUGGAAGUCCCAGGCGAGGCCUGAGACACCGAGUUGCCGCCGGAUUUAGGCGGCUGGGGGACCGAGCACGCAGAGCUCUAGGUCGGAUCAGAGGUCGCCGCGGCGCUCAGCUUCCAGUUAGGCGAGCUGACAGUGAAGCAGGUCUCAUGGGUACCGAAGGCACAUACAGGGAAAGAGAGGGCAUAGGCUCUACUCAGUCCCUGCCUGACGACAGAAUUAUGGACAGCGGGGCCUCGCCAGAACAGCCCGUAGAAUCUCCAUCUGUUCCGUCGCCAUCCGGCCCUGCAACAGAUGAGCCACCGCCAACACCCAAACGCCCAGGACUGUCCCCACAAGUACCGCCCAGAACUCCUCUGCCAGUGCCUACACGGAGCCCCAGCCAAGUAAUUACUGCUCUAAAGGAAACGUCCGGCCAGUUAGAAGACGUGGGAGGCAAGCAUAAAGAGGGCACUGACGACGAUACCCAGAAGCAUAAUGCAUGGCUAAAAACCGUAGCUGUGCGAUGGCUGAGUGAACACUGUGACAAUUUGGAUCAAGCUCGGAGCCUUCUGGAGAGCGCCGACAUGGAUGAACAUACGCGCAAGCAGGUCUCUGCAGCUUUACACCGGGGACUUCAUGCUCGCGAUUUAGUACACACCAAACUUGGAGUAGAGUACCCGCUGGACGGCUGCGGCGGGCCUUCGCCACAAUCGCCACCAGAAACUCCACCGGCUACUAAGCCGACACCGGCUCAUCCAGGCCAGUCCCCCAAAACUCCACCGGCUACUAAGCCGACACCGGCUCAUCCAGGCCAGUCCCCCAAAACUCCACCGGCUACUAAGCCGACACCUGUCCCUUCGCCGGGGUCGGUACCCAGAGCUCCUCUGCCAGUGCCUACACGGAGCCCCAGCCAAGUAAUUACUGCUCUAAAGGAAACGUCCGGCCAGUUAGAAGACGUGGGAGGCAAGCAUAAAGAGGGCACUGACGACGAUACCCAGAAGCAUAAUGCAUGGCUAAAAACCGUAGCUGUGCGAUGGCUGAGUGAACACUGUGACAAUUUGGAUCAAGCUCGGAGCCUUCUGGAGAGCGCCGACAUGGAUGAACAUACGCGCAAGCAGGUCUCUGCAGCUUUACACCGGGGACUUCAUGCUCGCGAUUUAGUACACACCAAACUUGGAGUAGAGUACCCGCUGGACGGCUGCGGCGGGCCUUCGCCACAAUCGCCACCAGAAACUCCACCGGCUACUAAGCCGACACCGGCUCAUCCAGGCCAGUCCCCCAAAACUCCACCGGCUACUAAGCCGACACUGGCUCAUCCAGGCCAGUCCCCCAAAACUCCACCGGCUACUAAGCCGACACCGGCUCAUCCAGGCCAGUCCCCCAAAACUCCACCGGCUACUAAGCCGACACCGGCUCAUCCAGGCCAGUCCCCCAAAACUCCACCGGCUACUAAGCCGACACCGGCUCAUCCAGGCCAGUCCCCCAAAACUCCACCGGCUACUAAGCCGACACCGGCUCCUCGAGGCCAGUCCCCCCAAACUCCACCGGCUACUAAGCCGACACCGCCUCCUCGAGGCCAGUCCCCCCAAACUCCACCGGCUACUAAGCCGACGCCUGUCCCUUCGCCGGAGUCGGUACCCAGAGCCCCUCUGCCACAGCCGUCUCGAACGCCCAGUGAAGUGGUCAACAGAAUGAAUCAGUCGUCCACGAUGUUACAAUCCUUCGCAAGCCAGGCGUACCGGGGUUCUGACCCCGAGAAACUCAGGAACAAUGAAUCGCUCAAACUUAAAGCAACGGUGUACAGGAAUGACCACUGCGAUGAUAUUGACGAAGCAAAAGCCCUUCUGGCCCGUAAUGACAUGCGUCAGACGGAGAGCUUUCGGGUCGCUGCAGCCCUUGAUCGGGCAAGGCUAGCUCGCGAUGCAGCUAAGGAAAAACUUGGAGUAGAGUUCCCGCCGGAUCGGUGCCAGUGA